Molecule: messenger RNA, 2927 nt
Organism: Solea solea (common sole)
Lineage: Eukaryota; Metazoa; Chordata; Actinopteri; Pleuronectiformes; Soleidae
Gene: znrf2b
Product: zinc and ring finger 2b
Exons: 5
Coding region: 511-1191 (226 amino acids)
Source: RefSeq, a predicted model, not a curated record
CUUGCUGCUACUAAUUAAACGGUUUCAAGCAGUCCAUCACUUCCUACUGUACGAAGCUAUGUGUUGGCCGACAGGGAAGCGCGCGGAGCGCGGCUAUCUACUCCUUCGCGCCGCUCGGGAGCCAUGGAGGAGCGGACACUGAAGGGAAGGAAGCAGCGACCGGAGCACUGCAGCAGCAGCGGGUCCACAGUGGCGGCGGUUCAGACAACGGUCGGUCCACGUUAUCUGCAAACAGCACGACCGCAACUGUAACUGACGGGAACACAAUGGUGACCUGGAGUAAAGUUUCCGUCAUAUGUGAAGAAGCUGUUGUCACUGAUGUCCAGCUCAACUUUCCGUUAAGUGGGAUUGUGUUAGUCUCGAUGGGAUCAUAGCGACCGUGCAGAGUUUGUUUCACUCCUGUGUUCUUGUCCGGUAAAAAGCCAUCUGCCUCCCCGGGGUAAAUCUGGCGCACUGUCGGCCCCGUAGUGGCUCUUUAAUAUUUUAAACCCGACAUCCGUGGAGGUCAACAUGGGGGCAAAGCAGAGCAGCCCGCCUGCUGAUCCAGCUGCCAACGGACGGACCAGAGCCUACUCGGGCUCGGACCUGCCGUCCAGCACGUCCAGCAGCGGCGGCGGUCAUGUCAGCAGGAGCACCGCCGGAGGUGGCAGCAGGUACCAUGGGUACAGUGCGCCCGGAGCCUCGUCCAGCACCAGCCAGGACAUAGGAGCCAGAGGAGGCAGGUCUGCAGGUGCCUCAGGGGGAUCGAGGACCAGAUCUCGGUCCGGCAUCAACAUUCCGAACAGCAGCGGAGUCUACAGUUCCCCGGAAUCCGAAGGCAGCAGCCCGGAGGAGGCGGCGGCAGCAGCAGCGGCGGCGGAGAGGGAGCACGAAGGUCCCAGGCUGCUGAUAGGAUCAUUACCAGCUCAUCUCUCCCCUAAUCUGUUUGGAGGCUUCAAGUGCCCCGUGUGCUCCAAGUUUGUGUCCUCGGAUGAGAUGGAUCUUCAUCUGGUUUUGUGUUUAACCAAACCCAGAGUGACAUACAAUGAGGACGUCCUCACUAAGGAUGCAGGAGAGUGUGCUAUCUGCCUGGAGGAGCUCGUACAGGGAGACACCAUUGCUCGUCUGCCCUGCCUCUGCAUUUAUCACAAAGGCUGCAUCGACGAGUGGUUUGAAGUGAACAGGUCAUGUCCGGAGCAUCCGUCAGAUUAACGCUUUUUUUGCACAGCAGGUUCCCCUCAAAGAGUGAUCUACUUUCUUAAAGUGUGGAUCCUGAGAGGCUGCUGUCACCACUGUGACCACUGUGAUCAGUCAUCCACCCCCAUCCCCGAGAGAUAAUGUACUACCGUGGUGUGCCAAAUGUCAUUUCAACUAUCUUCAGGGAUUUAGACUUUAUGUUCGUGUUUGAGUUGCACAUCCAUACACUCGGUGUAGACUGGAGCAGCUGAUCUCCACCUCACUUCUGCUGCCCUGAUGUUCAGCACUACGACGGGGCAGGACGCUUCUUCCCGGGGGUCACUGGAGAGCAGCUGUCAGCGGAUUGUACACCAGGACACUGGAGGAGGUGGACCAUGGGCCUGCAGGCAGCGACCGGGUGCAGGGGAGGGGAGGGGAGGGGGUGGAUUACCCCUCCCCUUCUUCCUCCCCCUGGCCCUCCCCUGCCCCCUCCUCCUUCAGCAUCAGUGUCCACCAGUGCCUUGUUGUAGUGACGUCUGGCCACAGCAGGGCGGCACAGAGGAGUCAAAAACCAUCAGCGGAGAUGAAUGGACCAACUGGUCGGACCUGCACCACCAUCUCACAGCAAAAACUGCAUUUCUGCCAGUUCCAGGAGAAACAAGCCAGACACAGAAUCAGCAGCACGGACACGUUCAGAACUGAGGCUGCUACAGCUGCUGCAACAAUGGUGCCAACACACACACACACACACACACACACACACACAUAACCAGUGAUCCUUGGCUUUCUUCAAAAUGCCCCAAAAAACACCAGAGUUUUUGCUUAUCCAGAGAGUAGUUUUGGAAAUUGUGGAGAGCCAAAAAAAAAAAAAAAAGAUUUAAGACCCCAUGAUAUGGCUCUCAGAGAACUCAUUCAGAGUUUCCACAUAUUUACGUAGGAUGACUCAUCCUCAAGCACUGUGCUGACCCGACCUGCGUCGCUCUGUUCGCUCUCCAUCCUCAGCAGCUCAGCAUCACGUAGCAGCUAAACAUUUAUGGCCUCACUCCAGACAUUUCCUCCUUCUCAUCAUCUUCUUCCUCUUCAGUUCAGGUGGUGGUGGUGUGAAGCCCCUCCACAGCCAAGAGAGUUUAGCUGUGUCUUCAUGCUGUGUUGAAGCUGCAGUGGUGCUAUUGGCUCAUCUCAAUGCAGCACUUUUUGAACUGGAUAUACAUAAAAUGUGCGGAAGGCAGAGAGCGAUGUCAUGGGGGUUCUUUAAAUCUGAUUCAAACCGGAUUUAGAGUUGGUUUGAAGUCCAAUUUCUACAGAUGCAUCUCAGUCUGAACACACUGGGCGCUCAAAUCACACGACAAGUGUUCACUAAACAUCGCACUGCAACGCGACGUGUCAAUUGUUUGAUGAGCGAGAUGACACACCUCCAUUUCCUUCCCCUGCGUCUUUGUUUCAAAGCGGCGCCACAAACGUGGAGCACCUACAUCGUUACCAAAGCAACCCCAUGCCUGGACACACAAAUCCAAUUUGACCUUUUGGAAAUGACCUGUGUGGACAGUCUCCAUGGAAAGAUCGCAUAUCAGAGGAAAAGAAAAUCUGAAUUGCCUGCAGUCUGAUCAUUGCCUUUAUUAUCAACGUAGAGUGGAGGUCUUGAGUUGCAAAAAAACAAACCCUACCCCCAACCUGAAUGUAUGGCGGCGCUUUGUUGCCACUGUGACAAACAAAAUGUGAUUUUUUUCUUUUUUCUUUUAAUCAAUGCGAUAAUAAAACCACAGCUUACGUUC